This is a messenger RNA of Elaeis guineensis (African oil palm), 2335 nucleotides long. RefSeq names its product probable E3 ubiquitin-protein ligase RHC2A. Gene Ontology annotation, molecular function: ubiquitin protein ligase activity. Gene Ontology annotation, cellular component: cytoplasm. Gene Ontology annotation, biological process: protein ubiquitination. The record is from RefSeq and is a predicted model, not a curated record. NCBI's taxonomy places the organism in Eukaryota, Viridiplantae, Streptophyta, Magnoliopsida, Arecales, Arecaceae.
CUUCCAUUGUAUCAGAUAUCUGGCCCUGAUUAGCCCGACUCGCCCCUCGCUGUUCAGACAGAAGCAGCAGACUCGAACGAGAUCCAUCCAAAUCAAACAAAAGCCCUUGUUAUACAUUCUCGAUCUCGCAGGGGCGAUUUGGUAAUUUCGGGUCCUCCAUGAAUCAGGUGUCAGGUUUGACCAAACGGGGACAGGUCCACGUCGACGGCAACAACGCCGUAAGAGAUCUAACCAAUGAUUUAUCUCCACGUAGCCACGCCGUUAUUGUACCGUACUGUCGGAGGCGUCGGUCACACGCUAAAACGCGGAAGCGGUUCCGCCGUUGAAUCCAGAGCUGAGAUCCAUUUCCAUUUCCCAGCCUUCGCCCCCACCCCUCUUAUUCUCGUUCUCUGGAUGCUGGUUGGAGAACCGCCUGGUGACUCCUGGUCUCCCAGUCACCGCCACAUGUCUUCUCCCCCACGUCUCCUCUCCUCCUCUUUGUAGGGUUCCGUCGUCUUCGCCCCUCGAUACGCGAGGGAGUCGAGUAAAAUCGACGAAAGGGAUUUUGAGAGACCUUAGUUUUUUAAUUUUUUUUCUCCCAAGAAAUUCGGUUAUUAGAUCUCCAAUUUCUAAUUUCUUGUUAGAAUUAGACGACAAGGUCCAAUUUUUAGCCCUCCCGGCUCCCAAAAAUCGGAUUUUUAUUUCGAUUUCGAUCUCGUGUUUCUUGGGUCUUCAUCCAUUUGAGGUCAUGGCGACGGCGUCGUCGUACUGGUGCUACCGGUGUAGCCGCUUUGUGAGGGUGUGGCCGGAGGACGCCAUCGUCUGCCCCGACUGCGAGGGAGGGUUCCUCGAGGAGGUGGAGACCCCUCCACGCCUCGCUGCCUCCACGGCGGCGGAGACCCGCCACCGGCGGUUAACCGCCGGCGCCGCUGCCCCCAACCGCCACUCCGACAUGCGGAUCCGCCGCCACCGCCACGCCUCCGCUGGGGACCGCUCACCCUUCAACCCCGUCAUCGUCCUCCGCGGCCCCUCUGACGGCGGCGGCGGUUCCGAUUCUGAUCGCUCGGCUUCCGGCAGCUUCGAGUUCUUCUACGACGACGGGUCCGGCUCCGGCCUCCGGCCCUUGCCCUCCAGCAUGUCGGAGUUCCUGAUGGGGUCGGGUUUCGACCGCAUCCUGGACCAGCUGGCACAGAUCGAGAUGAACGGCGUAGGGGAUGGGCGCGGGUGCGAUCACCCGCCGGCGUCCAAGUCCGCUAUCGAGUCGAUGCCCACCAUCGAGAUUGUCGCCAGCCAUAUCAGCACCGACUCCCACUGUGCUGUCUGUAAGGAGCCGUUCGAGCUCGGUGCCGAGGCGCGGGAGAUGCCUUGCAAGCACAUCUACCAUCAAGAUUGCAUCUUGCCAUGGCUUUACCUUCGGAACUCGUGCCCUGUGUGCCGCCAUGCUCUGCCUUCGGAUGUACCUAGAAGGGGCUCGCCGGAAUUGGAUGGCAACGACCAAUCCCCCGUUCCUGCUAAUGAUGAUGAUAUGGUCGGGCUCACAAUUUGGAGGCUUCCGGGUGGUGGCUUUGCAGUUGGGAGGUUCUCAGGUGGAAGGCGAGGCGGGGAACGCGAGCUUCCUCUUGUUUACACGGAGAUGGAUGGUGGGUUCAAUGCGGGGGGUGCGCCGAGAAGGAUUUCCUGGCCCUCUCGAGGGACUCGGUCGCGGCAGAGUGGAGGAAUUCGCCGAGCAUUUCAAAAUUUCUUCUCAUUUUUUAGACGCAUGCGGCCUUCUUCUUCUUCUUCCAGGUCGAAUUCGGAUUCGGGGCCAUCAUCUUCGCAGAGAAGCCGGAGUGGCCCUCUUACAAUGAAUUCACGGAGGCGCCUCGGUUGGGCAUCGGAAGAUGUAAAUGGGAAUGCAAUAGCAAGGUGGUAAUGAAGACAUGGAGCAGAGCGGAAGAGCAUUUGUAAAAAGCUGAAGCUCGGUUAUGUUCUACUUCCAAUGUAAAUAAAAAAGCACUGGAAACAUUUGGCAGCUGUUCUUUGUGGAAGACAGGAAGAAGAUGUGUCCGGGAUGCACUUUGGAAAUUAAGGUUCAGGCCUCCAAGUACUAUGCUUCUUGCAAAUGUUAUGGAUCAGAGAUUCAUUGUUACUACUGUUCUUCUUUUUUUUUUUUUAAUGAUUUCCUUAAGUGUAAAAGUUGCCCCUUUUUCCAAGCUUAUGUUGGCCGUAUGAUCCAUCUUUCAUGUAUGAAACUUUUGAGUUACUGCAGUACUCUUCAUUAUACAUGGAGCAUCGGAGAUCUAUCUUGUCUGUCCAGCGUUGUUUUCAUGUCUCAAACUUCUGUUAUGAAUUUUGUUUUGUGGUGGUUUUACUUUAA